CCACUAACAAAUAAAUAAUCGAAAUGAAUUGAAGCUCUGUCAGGGUAGAAAGGCAUUAGAGACAUCAAAAGUUGCUGAAUAUUUCUGUUAUUUUGACAAUUAUCUGCAAUAGAAUCAUGGCAAGGAAGAUGUUAAAUGAUGACGAGAUGAAUAAACCAAGUGAGGAAGAGGCGCACUAUGAUUUUGAUUUGUUUGUGAUUGGGGCAGGGAGUGGUGGUGUUCGUGCUUCUCGAUUUUCAGCUCAAUAUGGAGCUAAGGUUGGAAUCUGUGAGCUUCCGUUUCAUCCUAUCAGCUCUGAAGUUAGUGGAGGAGUUGGUGGAACGUGCGUGAUUCGAGGUUGUGUUCCUAAAAAGAUUUUGGUGUAUGGAGCUAACUUUGGUCCUGAACUUGAGGAUGCGAGGAAUUAUGGAUGGGAUGUGAAUGAGAGGCCUAACUUCAAUUGGAAGACACUUUUGCAUAAGAAGACUGAGGAAAUUGUUCGAUUAAAUGGAAUCUACAAGCGUCUUCUUGCCAAUGUUAAACUCUUUGAAGGAGAGGGAAGGGUAAUUGGUCCAAAUGAAGUUGAGGUAAUCCAACUGGAUGGGACCAAGAUAAGCUAUUCUGCUAAAAACAUUCUAAUUGCAACAGGCAGUAGGGCUCAGCGUAUUGCGAUCCCAGGGCAGGAGCUGGCCAUUACCUCAGAUGAGGCAUUGAGCUUGGAAGAUCUACCAAGACGAGUUGUGAUACUUGGUGGAGGGUAUAUUGCUGUUGAGUUUGCUUCAAUAUGGCGUGGUAUGGGUGCAAAAGUAGAUCUAUGCUUCCGCAAGGAACUUCCACUGAGAGGUUUUGAUGAUGAAAUGCGAGCUGUAGUUGCAAGGAACCUAGAAGGCAGGGGAAUCAAUAUGCAUCCUUGCACAACAUUGACUGAGCUGGCUAAAACAGAAGACGGCAUCAGAGCACGGACUGACCAUGGUGAAGACUUGCUGGCAGAUGUUGUGCUGUUUGCCACUGGUCGCAUACCUAACUCAAAAAGGCUGAAUUUGGAAGCUGUUGGUGUUGAGCUUGACAAGACUGGAGCUGUGAAGGUGGAUGAGUUCUCCCGCACUAAUAUACCCAGCAUAUGGGCAAUUGGUGAUGUCACUAACCGGAUGAAUCUUACUCCUGUUGCUUUGAUGGAAGGAACCUUUUUUGCGAAAACUGUUUUUGCUGGUGAACCCACAAAGCCUGACUAUACAAAUAUCCCUUGUGCUGUAUUCUGCAUACCACCACUUUCUGUAGUGGGGCUUAGUGAGGAGGAGGCUAUUGAGAAAGCCAAUGGGGAUAUUGCAGUGUACACUUCUUCAUUCAAUCCGAUGAAGAACACCAUUUCUGGGCGGCAAGAGAAGUCAGUUAUGAAGCUUAUUGUUGACAAGGAGACAGAUAAAGUUAUUGGAGUAUCAAUGUGUGGUCCUGAUGCACCUGAAAUUAUGCAGGGCAUUGCUGUUGCACUAAAAUGUGGAGCAACGAAGGCACAAUUUGAUGCCACGGUGGGCAUACACCCUUCAGCUGCAGAAGAGUUUGUGACAAUGCGAUCUGUAACGAGGGUCGUUCCUGGUGCUCGCAAACCAAAGACAAACCUGUGAGGGUAAGGCAAAAACAACAUAGAAGACAAACACUUUAAGGAAAAAGGAAUUUUGCUACAGUAAAUUUGUUUCAUACUUGGAUAGCACUGCUUGUGGGAAGAUUAUGAUCCAAAAUAUGCCUACAGCAGCAUUUAGCUGUAUGAUGUAAGCUUUGGGUUGUCACAGGAAACUUGUUUUGCAAUGAUGUCAGUGUCCAGAAAUUGUUUCAUCAUUUUGUUGGCUUUAUAAUUGACAGAAUUUGAUUAUAGAUUCAUAAUAAUAUUGAAUAAGGUGGCUUAGUGCCUGGUUUGUCUUCUUCUA
Messenger RNA from Ipomoea nil (Japanese morning glory), 1901 nucleotides. RefSeq names its product glutathione reductase, chloroplastic. Gene Ontology annotation, cellular component: cytosol; mitochondrion. Gene Ontology annotation, molecular function: NADP binding; glutathione-disulfide reductase (NADPH) activity; flavin adenine dinucleotide binding. The record is from RefSeq and is a predicted model, not a curated record. Gene Ontology annotation, biological process: glutathione metabolic process; cellular response to oxidative stress; cell redox homeostasis. NCBI's taxonomy places the organism in Eukaryota, Viridiplantae, Streptophyta, Magnoliopsida, Solanales, Convolvulaceae. The transcript has 17 exons. The coding region runs from base 117 to 1601 and encodes 494 amino acids.